AUGAAGGCGGUGAUUAUGAUGGUGAUUACCCAGAUUUUGUGUUCUGUAAUGAUCAUAAUGUACAAGCUGGUUGCAGUGACUGGGGCGAACUUGAAUGUUCUCGUUGCCUAUCGACUCGUGUUUUCAGCUGCCUUUAUGGUUCCACUGGCUCUGAUAUACGAACGGAAAAGCAGACCAAAACUUACUUGGGUUGUGUUGUUUCAAGCAUUUCUCUGCGGCCUAUUUGGGGCUGCUUUGUCACAAAACUUGUACAUUGUGGGUCUCGCCCUCGCAUCACCCACAUUUCUUGCAGCCAUCUCCAAUCUCUCCCCAGCCAUUACCUUCUUGGUUGCUCUAUGUUUUCGGCAGGAGAAGUUGAUCAUGGGAUUUUCUGGCAUAGUCAAAAUUGCUGGAACCGUGGUUGGAAUAGGAGGAGCAUUGCUUUUUACUUUCUACCGAGGACCUAUAUUUACCAUUUGGUCCACUCAUAUUGACCUUCUACGGCAAUUUCACAACAGUAGUAGCUUCUCAUCAUCAUCCUCAAGCCACAUGAACAAUCCUGCAUUGGGAUUUCUGGCAGGCUUCGGCAGCAUCUUGUGCUUCUCAUUAUGGCUCAUAGUUCAGGGGAAGAUGAGCAAAAGAUAUCCUUUCCCUUACUCGAGCACGGCUCUGAUGUGCAUCAUGGGAUCCAUCCAGAACGUUAUUUUCGCGCUUUGCGUGGAGAGAGAUCGGAAUCAAUGGAAGAUGGGUUGGGAUAUUAGGUUGUGGACAGCUGCAUAUUCGGGAAUCGUGGUUUCCGGAGUGAGCAUGGUUUUGAUGUCUUGGUGUGUACAAAAGCGAGGGCCACUUUUUGUGUCAAGCUUUAAUCCACUUACCCUGUUGAUGGUAGCCCUUGCUAGUUCCUUGUUGUUGGGAGAAAAAUUUAGCCUCGGAAGUAUGUUAGGAGGAGUUCUAAUUGUGUGCGGGUUAUACAUGGUGCUCUGGGGAAAAAGCAAAGAAGGAUCAUCAUUGCUUGUACUACCCUCAUCGACAAUAGCUCCCAAGGAUUCCGAGUUCAUAGAUAGCGUUCCGGUCCCGGCGAGUGUUGGAUGA
Molecule: messenger RNA, 1071 nt
Organism: Fragaria vesca subsp. vesca
Lineage: Eukaryota; Viridiplantae; Streptophyta; Magnoliopsida; Rosales; Rosaceae
Product: auxin-induced protein 5NG4-like
Exons: 7
Coding region: 1-1071 (356 amino acids)
Cellular component (GO): plasma membrane
Molecular function (GO): transmembrane transporter activity
Source: RefSeq, a predicted model, not a curated record